Messenger RNA from Pseudozyma hubeiensis SY62, 1254 nucleotides. Its product is annotated as transcription factor subunit. The coding region runs from base 1 to 1254 and encodes 417 amino acids. The record is from RefSeq and is a predicted model, not a curated record. Gene Ontology annotation, cellular component: transcription factor TFIIF complex. NCBI's taxonomy places the organism in Eukaryota, Fungi, Basidiomycota, Ustilaginomycetes, Ustilaginales, Ustilaginaceae. The transcript has a single exon. Gene Ontology annotation, biological process: transcription initiation at RNA polymerase II promoter; transcription by RNA polymerase II.
AUGUCGAACUACGAGGACGACAUCGAGCCUAUCGCGGAUCCAUCCGACGCUCCCUCCGCCACAUCCCUCGGCAAACGACCUCGAAACGACGAAUCCGCUUCUGCCGUCGACGCUUCCGAUGCGUUUUCUCGCCUCUCGCCCGAACCCGACGAAGACAUCAACCUAGCUGAAGGCAAGCAUCCCGUCUGGUUGGUCAAGAUACCUAAAUUCUUGCUGCAGGCAUGGUCGUCCAUCCGUACCGACGAUCUGAGGCUGGGGACAGUUCGGGUGUACGAUCCGGAUCACACGGGACAUCAACGUAUGGAGUUGCUCUUGCCCGACCCACCUGCACCUGCCAUCCCCACGGAACCGGGGAAACCUCGCAAUCCUAGAUGGGAUACUGUUCCGAGAGCUUACGAUCUCAAGCUCACGUCGGACUCGGCUUCGACGUUAAAACGAAACAUCUAUGCUUUCCGCGAAACACUGCAGGAUGUCGAUCCUUCUUCCUCCUCAAGCGGGUUGAAGAAGGCGGAAGACUCGGACGACUCGUCAGAAGACGAAUCUGGUCGAUCCAAAAAACGUGGCAAGACACGUCGCAUCACCUCCCUCUGCGGAACGGUCACCAACGAAGCCGCUCUCCAACCACAGAUCCGUUCCUCCAACAGCGACGUAAAACCUGGUUCCACGUCCAUCUCCGGAGGUGCUCCCAUCUCGGAUUCCUACCGAGAACUCCUCCGACGUCGUCGUCUAGAAGCCUCUACGCCGAAACGAUCUAUCAAGAUGCUAGACUCCACCGAUGCCGGUCGUCACAACAUGCUCGUCGCCGGCGUCGGGUCCGGUGUCAACUCGCAAAAAUCGCGCUUCAACGCUGCCAUCGCCUCCAAGCCCAACUCCCGCAACGCGAGCGGUAACGAAAAGUUCGCGAGGAUGCCCAAGAACGAAUUGCUCGAUAUGCUCUUCGGCUUGUUCGAGAGAUGGCAGUAUUGGUCGUUGAAAAAGCUGAGGGAGGAAACGCAGCAGCCGGAGAGCUAUCUAAGGGAGACCCUGACGGGUAUUGCGGAUUUGCACAAGAGAGGCCCUUACGUAGGAAAUUGGAGCCUCAAACCUGAAUACUCGAAUAUGCGCAAGGAACAGGAGAAACAACAGCAGCAACAGCAAGAACAGCAGCAAAAAGCAAGAGUGGUGGAGAACAAGGUGGAUGAUGACGAAGAGGAUUUUGGUGAAAAUGAUAGCAGCGAUGAUGAUGAUGACGGCGCGGACUUCGACGAUGUGUAG